UGACAAAUACUGUUAGAAAGGAUGCAGUGCGGUAACUCAAAAACAGGAAGGCUGGAGAAGGCUCAGGCAGCCCAGAGGUUGCCGCACAUGCAUGCAGACCUGGACUUAACCCCUCAGAACCCACGUAACAUACCCAAGUGCAGUGGCCAAGGAGGUUAAUUCCACUGCUGGGGAGGGAAACCCAGGCAGAUCCUGGGGCCUCAGUGGCCAGGCAGUCUAGCCAAAUUUGCAAGCUACAUGUGCAGCGAGAAACCCUGCCUCAAAAAAUAAAGAGCUAUUGAUAAAGUUCCCCAACUCUACCCUCUCAUCUCCACAUGUAUGUACACAUAUGUACACACAUACUUCAAGGAAAAUGAAAUCCGUCUAGUAAGUAUUAACUUUAGUGAUGUUUCUUUCUAGAUGGUGAUGGAAAGUGGGGAUUGGCUCGUUGGUGGAGACCUACAGGUGCUGGAGAGAAUAAGGUGGGAUGAUGGACUGGACCAAUACCGCCUAACACCACUAGAGAUCAAACAGAAGUGUAAAGACAUGAAUGCUGAUGCUGUGUUUGCAUUCCAGUUGCGCAACCCUGUCCACAAUGGCCAUGCUCUGCUGAUGCAGGAUACCCGCCGCAGGCUCCUGGAGAGGGGCUACAAGCACCCAGUUCUCCUGCUACACCCUCUGGGGGGCUGGACCAAGGACGACGAUGUGCCUCUGGACUGGAGAAUGAAGCAGCAUGCAGCUGUCCUGGAGGAAGGGGUCCUGGAUCCCAAGUCAACGAUUGUUGCCAUCUUUCCGUCUCCUAUGUUAUAUGCUGGCCCCACAGAGGUCCAGUGGCACUGCAGGUGCCGGAUGAUCGCAGGGGCCAAUUUCUACAUUGUGGGCAGGGAUCCUGCAGGAAUGCCCCACCCUGAGACAAAGAAAGACCUGUAUGAACCUACCCAUGGGGGCAAGGUCUUGAGUAUGGCCCCUGGCCUCACCUCUGUGGAAAUCAUUCCAUUCCGAGUGGCUGCCUACAAUAAAACCAAAAAGGCCAUGGACUUUUAUGAUCCAGCAAGGCAUGCCGAGUUUGACUUCAUCUCAGGAACUCGUAUGAGGAAGCUUGCCCGGGAAGGAGAAGACCCCCCAGAUGGCUUCAUGGCCCCCAAAGCAUGGAAGGUGUUGACAGAUUAUUACAGGUCUCUGGAGAAGAUGAACUAGGUGUCCCUGGUUCUGGCUUCUUUCUCAAGUGCUCUUUGACUGACGAUUUUUUUUUUCUAUCUUUGUGAUUAGAUGCUCUAUAUCCAAUUGCUCCUUGAUGACUUUUUGAAGUUAGUAUUUUACAACGAGGUAAAAAGUUGUGCCUAUAAUUUAAAACCAACUUCAUUAUGUUUAUCAAAGUCACACUGGAAACUAAGUCUUAGGCUUAUACUGUUAUACAUUCCAGAGUGAAAACACUUGUAUUUUACUUCAUCUCAGCAGAUGUUCAGACUUCUUAAAAAUGUGACUAUGUCUAAUUGACUUGCCCAACACAGAAUGAUACUAACCAGCUUCAUGUUGCCAGCCUGGAAUCCCAGAAGCAAUACACCACGUGAACAGCUUACCUCACGACUACACACGGCCUCACUGUCCAGUGUGUCAACUGAAGAUGCAACUGGAAGAAACGUGUGUGAAGACGUGAAUGAAAUCUGAAAGAGCUAUGUAAUUUACUUUUGCAGUGAAAAUGACAUAGUCCAAUACAAAGAGACGUUCUAAUGGUCUCCUAUGAAUAGUAACUCUAGUUUGACAGCACUCUUCAAUAUUGUGCUUUAGUGAAGAAUUUUCCCUGAUGAUUUAGGAAUCGUCAGGGUGUACUGUAGAAGACUUCUUUCCCCACUUUGCUGUGGUCGUAGUUACUUAAAGAGGCACCUAUUUGAUUGCUGUAACCAAAACAAACCCACAUAUUAAAUUAACAAGAAGCUAAAACUGUUGAUAUCUGAAGUUAAAAUGCAAACUUUAUCCUAGUGAACAGAUAAUAUGUACAUAAGCUUUGGGGGUGCUGAGCACUGUAACACACAAAAUUGACAUUAGCCAAUACUGCUCACACCAAAAGACUGCCCAGGCCGCCACACUCCUAAGCGGGGUCCCUGUCUACCUUAGACAGCGUAAGAGCAGGUUCUGAUUCCUUGAAGCUACUUAACAAAGCUCUCCUUGAGGAUGCUAAAAAGCAACCUUCUUGGAGACUGAGGGCUCAGGGUAUCCCAAACUCUCAAUGUUACAAGUUUCCAGACUGUGCCUGUCGUGAGACAUCCUUUGAUGGUUUUAUUUCUAAGAGGUGAUUUUUGUAUUUUAUUCAAGGUUCAUUGUUGCCAAGGAAUACGUAAAUAAAAAGCAUCUUUUACAUACAGGUUUCUCUGGAAGAGACCCCAGACUGAAAAGAGAAAUUCACUUUUUUCAUACUGCUACUUUUUAAAGUUAAUAAAAGCUCUUCUGAGAGUAAGAUAUGUACCAUGACCACAGCAAAGUGAGUCUUCAACUGUGUUGUGCCUGUGCUCCCUUCUGUCAGAGCCACUCACUGGUGCCUUUAAGACUACACAUUCACUGACACGACAGGACUGUAGUGCCUUAACAAGCGAAUUGUGACUUUAAAGACAGUAAGCUGCCUUUCUGCUGAAGUACUACAGUUAGUGUAACUGUUCUGGUGUCCAACUUGUAUCUGCUCUUCAAUAAACCUCUGGAAGACCAA
Messenger RNA from Psammomys obesus (fat sand rat), 2680 nucleotides. Its product is annotated as bifunctional 3'-phosphoadenosine 5'-phosphosulfate synthase 2. Gene Ontology annotation, biological process: 3'-phosphoadenosine 5'-phosphosulfate biosynthetic process; sulfate assimilation. The record is from RefSeq and is a predicted model, not a curated record. The transcript has 4 exons. Gene Ontology annotation, molecular function: adenylylsulfate kinase activity; sulfate adenylyltransferase (ATP) activity. Lineage: Eukaryota; Metazoa; Chordata; Mammalia; Rodentia; Muridae. Bases 400 to 1176 code for a protein of 258 amino acids.